AUGGCUCAAUGGCGGGUUGAACGCGAGAAUGACGGCGUCGCAGAUGAGGUUCAAGAGUCUGUCUUCACUGGACUGAAGCAGGCUUUUUCUGACCCAAAGGUGCCACUACUGGUCUUCAUCCAGACGUGUGCGGUAGUAUCUAUGAGUUUCACUUACUUUUUCCCAUCCAUCGUCAACACACUCGGCUUCCCACGUGUUCAGACCCUUCUUCUCACGGCCCCUCCUUACUUCCUAGCCUUUUUGUUUUCAAUCCUCAACUCAUGGCACUCUGGACGCAUGGGCGAACACUGCUUCCACAUUGUCACUGCCUGUGUGAUAUCCGCGGUUGGCCAGAUCAUCUCCAUGUCGACACAUCAGACGGGGCCUCGAUACUUUGCCAUGUUCCUACAAGCCAUGGGAUCUUUUUCAGCCUUCCAGCUGAUAUUGCCGUGGGUUUCGGCAACUGUUGCGCGUCCAAAGACAAAGAGAGCCGUGGUGCUUGCUUUGGCUACUGCGGUUUCCAACGCCACGAACAUCGCUACUGCAUACCUCUAUCCCGAAUGGAGUGCACCGUGA
Exserohilum turcica Et28A is the source of this 555-nucleotide messenger RNA. RefSeq lists its product as uncharacterized. The record is from RefSeq and is a predicted model, not a curated record. NCBI's taxonomy places the organism in Eukaryota, Fungi, Ascomycota, Dothideomycetes, Pleosporales, Pleosporaceae. Gene Ontology annotation, molecular function: transmembrane transporter activity. The transcript has 2 exons. Gene Ontology annotation, biological process: transmembrane transport. Gene Ontology annotation, cellular component: membrane. The coding region runs from base 1 to 555 and encodes 184 amino acids.